GCAUUUACAGAGACCCAUCCAAUGCUCAUUACUAUAUUACAGUGCCAUGAAGCAAAAUAGUGACAUUAAACCACUCUCCCUGAUCUCCAUAUUCCUCAUUGUUAUUCUCUUUAAUGUUACUGAGAGUACUGAAACUACAGAGUUUCAGCAGAGGGAGUUGUUGUCCUAUGGCGGUGAUUCUUUAGCCAUCGACCCAUCCAUUGAAUUCCCAAAUUCCAGGUUGAAGAACGCUUACAUUGCAUUGCAGGCUUGGAAAGAGGCCAUAAUCUCGGAUCCUUAUAACACAACAGAGAAUUGGGUUGGAUCCGACGUGUGUAAUUACACCGGCGUGGUCUGUUGGUGGGCGCCGGACGACCCGUCGGAGCCCACGGUGGCCGGGAUUGAUAUCAACCACGCCGAUAUCGCCGGAACUCUCCCGCAUGAGUUGGGGCUUCUCUAUGAUAUUUCCCUGUUCCACAUCAACUCCAAUAGAUUCUGCGGUACCCUUCCCCAGAGUUUCGUGAAUCUGAAACUCCUGUUCGAGCUGGAUCUCAGUAACAACCGGUUCGCCGGAAAGUUCCCCUCCCUGGUUCUCCAGUUACCCAGUCUUAAGUACCUGGACAUCCGGUUCAAUGAGUUUGAAGGUGGGAUUCCGGCGGAGCUUUUCGACAUGGAAUUGGACGCCAUAUUUGUGAACAAUAACAGGUUCUCCUCUGAGCUGCCGGAAAACCUAGGAAACUCCCCGGCUUCAGUUAUUGUUUUGGCUAACAAUCGGUUUCGAGGUUGUCUGCCGAGGAGCUUGGGAAACAUGUCGGAAACGCUCAACGAAUUGGUGCUGUCCAAUAAUGCUUUCCGGUCGUGUCUGCCGAGUGAAAUCGGGGAGUUGAGGAAUUUGAGUGUGUUGGAUGUGAGUAGGAAUAAGAUGGUGGGUGAGUUGCCGGCGGAGAGUAUAGGGAGAAUGAAGGGGUUGAUGGAGUUGAAUUUGGGGUUUAAUAGGUUCUCUGGGGAGGUGUCGGGCAAAAUAUGUUCACUAUCCAGUUUGUUGAGCUUUGAGUACGAGGAUAACUUUUUCACCAAGGAUGAUUCGGCUUGUCUUAAUUUGGCUGCUUAUGAUGACACCAAGAAUUGUUUGAGAGACAGGGAGAAUCAACGGACUGAGUUGGAGUGUAAGAGGGUUUUGUCCCAGGCUGCGGUUGUUAAUUGUAACAGUUUCAAAUGUGGCCCACCACCACCACCGCCACCGCCACCACAACCAGAAUCACCACCGCCACCACUAUCAUCUCCUCCACCCCCACAACCAGAAUCACCACCACCACCAUCACCACCGUCACCUAGUGACUGCAACUGCAAUGUAACAACAUCACCACCUCCUCCUUCUCCACAAAAAAAUUCACCCCCACCCCCACCACCACCGUCGCCUACAAACAAUAUACCCUCGCCACCGCUACCGCCACCGCCACCCCCACCCCCGGGAUCUCCUCCGUGUCCAGAAAAAACACCUCCACCUCCACCGACUCAAAACUCGCCGUCGUCUCCAUCAUCACCUCCAAGUUAACCCCACAAAAUUAAAGUUAAUUAUUACAUUUGAGUUUCAAUUCAAAUGACCACUUAACAUCACUUGUAUCGUCCGUCAUUGCCAGCCAUUUCAGAUCAGUUUUCAUGCCAAUAUAAUAAUUGAAGCGUCACGGUUGAGAUUCUGCAUGCAGGCUGAAAUUCAGGAAAAAAAGAUCAGAGUUUUGUGUAUGCAUCAAUUCAAGCAAAUCAGAAAUACAUGUUGUAAUUGAUUAUGUGUUUUUAACGACGGCAUUUCAUGAGGGGUGACAUACAUACAAGUAAUGCAGAGUGGUGGGGAACAGCAUGCAUGCAUGCAUGCCAGCACUGAGCAUUUACUUUACUUAGCUUUUUUCUUUGUGUCUCUUCCAAAUAUCAAUAAAAUUACAUGUAAUGAGGCAUUA
This is a messenger RNA of Ipomoea nil (Japanese morning glory), 1934 nucleotides long. Its product is annotated as leucine-rich repeat extensin-like protein 3. NCBI's taxonomy places the organism in Eukaryota, Viridiplantae, Streptophyta, Magnoliopsida, Solanales, Convolvulaceae. The coding region runs from base 47 to 1534 and encodes 495 amino acids. The record is from RefSeq and is a predicted model, not a curated record. Gene Ontology annotation, molecular function: protein binding. The transcript has a single exon.